AUGAAGACAAUGACCAAGACCUCAGAUAAAGAUGAGGGCCAUGUGGAGCAUGUAGAUAUGCUCAAGGGGGAUUUGGAAGUGACUCCUCAGUAUGAUCAGUUUGGCUCGGCGGCGAAGGUUGACCCAAAAGAGAUCGCACUCGUUCGGAAAAUCGAUAUUUACAUGAUGCCAAUAUUGUGGUUUAUGUACUUCUUGAAUUUCCUUGAUCGGAACGCCAUGGUGAAUGACAAGCUCAACAGCCUUUCCGAGGACCUAAAACUAGAGGUAACACAGUACAAUACCUGCAUCAGUAUCUUAUUUGUUGGUUAUUUACUAGGCCAGGUCCCAUCCAACAUGCUCCUCAAUCGCGUCAAGCCAGCUCACUAUAUGGCGGGCUUUAUGAUGGCCUGGGCUAUUGUCUCCACCUUGACUUGUCUUGUCAAGGACUACUAUGGGAUGCUGGUUUGUCGCUUGAUUCUCGGAAUUGUUGAAGCCCCAUCUUACCCUGGAGCCUUGUUCAUGAUAUCGCUUUUUUACAACAGAAAGGAAGUCACCACACGAAUGGCUAUUCUCUACACUGGAAACAUGCUGGCAAGUGCACUCUCUGGUCUAAUCUCGGCUGUGGUAUUUUCCGGUCUAGACAAGAAGGCUGGCAUAGCCGGAUGGCAGUGGCUUUUCCUGAUUCAGGGUGUCGUCACUGUCGCCGUGGCUAUUCUUGCAUUUUUCGUCCUACCAAACUCGCCGCUUCAGACGCCAUGGCUUACCCCAGAGGAGAGACAACUGGCCCAUCACCGCAUCGCUCGCGAUACAACCCAAAAGCAAGAAGGUACCAGCACAUGGGGAGGACUGAGAGAGGCUUGUACUGACUGCCGUACCUGGAUCUUUGCAUUGAUGUGCAAUCUUCACCUUUCCGCAAAUGGAUUCAAGAACUUCAUGCCAACUGUUGUAAAGACACUUGGCUUCAAUGACACCAUCACUCUGGUGCUCACCUGUCCACCUUAUCUCCUCGCGACGUUCACUUCAGUGGCCGUAUCUUGGUCUUCUGGUCGUCAAAAUGAGCGGACCUGGCAUACAACUAUCUCGAAACUAUUAGCCAUUGUGGGAUUUGCUGUUGGAUGUGGUACUUUGAAUAUCGGAGCUCGGUAUUUUGCCAUGAUUUUGUUUGUGGCUGCGACCUACGGUGUAAACAACAUCAACAUCGCUUGGGUUGCGGCAACGGUCGGCCAAACAGAUGAGAAAAAGGCUGUGGCGAUCGCAAUUACCAAUACUUUGGGAAAUCUGGCUAGUGUAUACUCCCCAUAUUUGUGGCCUGACAGUGAUGCCCCGAAGUUUGCCACGGCCAUGUACUGUAGUAUCGGAUUCUCGGCGGGAGUCGUCAUCUUGGCUUGGGUAAUGAGGUUUAUCCUGGUCAAACAGAACAAGAAGAUUCUGACUGACAAUCCGGAGGAGAUAAAUCUCUAUGCCUACUGA
Penicillium malachiteum is the source of this 1449-nucleotide messenger RNA. Its product is annotated as putative MFS transporter. The transcript is spliced from 3 exons. The coding region runs from base 1 to 1449 and encodes 482 amino acids. Gene Ontology annotation, biological process: transmembrane transport. Lineage: Eukaryota; Fungi; Ascomycota; Eurotiomycetes; Eurotiales; Aspergillaceae. The record is from RefSeq and is a predicted model, not a curated record. Gene Ontology annotation, cellular component: membrane. Gene Ontology annotation, molecular function: transmembrane transporter activity.